UUGAUUGAUGUACUCGUGUGGAGAAACGGUCACCGGAAGAACUACAGUUCCCAGCAGCCAUUGCGUCUGUUUCCGGUGACGCGGGUAAACGGUAAAUGAAGAUGGCGCCGUCCACAGAUCAACACGCUCGCGUCAUUCCUGGAGGAUUUACUGUGCUGUCGCUGAGGUUCAGUGAGGAUGACUCUCAUGCUGCUCUUCAUCAGCUGUGUGUUAAAGAGCACCGGGUUCGAGCGGAGUCCAACGCGAACCGACCGCUGGACCGAACACUGUUCGUUCUGAACGUUCCUCCCUACUGCACCGAGAGUGUAAUGACGGACGUCUUCAGCCGCUUCGGUCCGGUGCAGUCAGUGGAGCUGAGCGAGAAACCAGGAGCGUCUGCAGCGAGCGACAGCGGCGUGUCCUCAUACUUCACCUCCAGACGCAGACAGUGUUUCAGAGUCGCCACAUCGUGUUCAAGCACGCGUCUGGAGUAAAGGCAGCCAAACGCCACCCAGUGAACA
Molecule: messenger RNA, 500 nt
Organism: Onychostoma macrolepis
Lineage: Eukaryota; Metazoa; Chordata; Actinopteri; Cypriniformes; Cyprinidae
Product: ribosomal RNA-processing protein 7 homolog A-like
Exons: 4
Coding region: 96-473 (125 amino acids)
Biological process (GO): ribosomal small subunit assembly; rRNA processing
Cellular component (GO): CURI complex; UTP-C complex
Molecular function (GO): RNA binding
Source: RefSeq, a predicted model, not a curated record